CGGGAUCACUGCUACAGUAGAUUGCAUGCCGAAUCUGCCGCCAACGAGAUAUGAUGUUCCUGGCUAUCCCCCCUGAAUCCCUGUCAGUGGUGAGAGGUAAGGCCUAGACUCGCCUUUUCUGGUCAGCAUAAGUUCUAGGCAUGACCUCGUGAGUGUUAGCUGUCAACCCGAUCAGCGCAUGUCAGAGGUGCCAAGAGGACCGGAGGCGAACUGGAGCAAAGGGACCUUCCCAUGAGCCACAAUCUAGCCAUGAUGUCGAUCCGUACGAAGGGCCGAGAAGAAGCCUUCGGUGCGUGGCUAGAAUCGCUUGAAAUAAUACCGAAAUCCAUCCCUCGCUUAAGAAGCUGAUCCCGCUAGGUAUAGAUUACACCAUGACGUGCAGAGCAGGGUUAGACCAUGUUCUUAAAAGAUCUUGGAUAGCGCGGAUCUCUCCUAGCUAGAUCCUCGCGGCUGAGAUAUUUCCAGCUUUCACCGCUGUUCAACUUCCGACGCGAUUUCACGUGAGUCUCGGACCCGGACAACCUAAGCCGGAACAACAACAACAACAAAUUAGGUAUGGAGGACAAGAAGGAUGCUGUUAUUAUCGAGAAGGAUAUUUCGGUGGAAGUGCCUCUUGAGACGCCAGAUGAUUCCAAGAGGCCUAGUGAGAUAGGUGCACAGACCAUCGUCACCGUCGUUGGCGAUGCCGAGAAAAAAGAAUCGUCGGACUCCGCACCGAUCGAGGAGAUCCCGCCCCGGUUCACAAUCUACAAGCAAUGGCAGAAACGAUUGAUCGUUCUGAGUGCCGCUUUCAGUGCUCUCUUUGCAUCGUGGACGGCCCAGAUAUACCUGCCCGCGCUCAACAUCGCAGCCGACGACUUGCACGUUUCGAUUACCAGGAUCAACUUGACCGUCACCAGUUACAUGAUAUUGCAGGGAGUCACGCCCAUCUUUAUCGGGGGGUUUGCUGAUAGCGCAGGACGACGACCGGCUUACCUGGCCUGCUUCGUCCUCUACAUUAUCGCCAAUGUCGGUCUUGCCAAAUCGGACAGUUAUGGGAGUCUCCUCGGCCUCCGUUGUUUCCAGUCAGCAACCAUAUCAGCCACACAAGCUCUCUGCCAGGGUGUCGUGGCGGAUAUCGCGACAAGCGCCGAACGAGGUCAGUACACGGCCUUCAUCGCCGUUCCGAUUACACUGGGGCCGAGUCUGGGUCCCGUCAUCGGUGGGGCCAUCGCGGAGUACUUGGGGUGGCGGAGUAUUUUCUGGUUCUUGGCUGCAUGUGCUGGGGUCAACCUCCUAUUGCUUCUAUUAUUCUUCCCUGAAACAUGCCGCAAGGUCGUAGGCGACGGUUCCAUCCUACCUCGGCGGCGCAACCAGACCGUCCUACAACUGCUCAGAAACCGUCGCCAGAGAAAAGUCGCAUCGGACUCUGAAAGUAACACGCCUUCCCCCACCGAGAACAUCGAGUCCCCUAAGAUCAAUUUCGCAUGGUCCAAAUUCGUCACGUCGCUCGUCCUGCUCUGCGAGAAAGAGCUCAGCUUGCUGUUUAUGUAUGGCGGAUUUGUGUAUGCGGGAGUAUACGCCGUAGCAACUGCAGUGCCCAUCCUCUUCUCCGAAAUAUAUGGCUUCGACGGCUUCAAAGUCGGAUUAAUCUACCUCCCUAUGGCCAUCGGAUCCAUCUUCUCCGUCGCGCUUGUCGGUAAGGGUAUGAACUGGAACUAUCGACGCCACGCACGUAAGCUCGGGCUGCAGGUGGAUCGCGAUCGGCAGAUGGAUCUUUCGGACUUCCCCAUCGAGCGGGCGCGGAUCGAGGUCGCCAUACCGCCACUUAUUCUUAGUAUGGUCAUAAUUACGGCUUGGGGAUGGGCGCUAGAAAAUGAGGUCUCGGUAGCGAUUAUAUGCGUGCUUGUGUUCUUACUCGGCUUGGGUCUUGUGAGCACCACCAGUGUCUUCAGCGCAUUGAUUGCGGACGUGCGUCCCGGGAAGACUGGUGCUGCGAGCGCCGCCAACAACAUAAUUAAGUUCCUUCUUGGAGCCGCGAUGGCAGCGGCCAUCGACCCGUUGAUCCAAGCCGUGGGGCCGGGUAAGGCGUACUCCAUAAUCGCGGUGUUGUACGUCGCAUUCUCGCCAUGUCUAUACCUAGUCGUAAAAAGGGGGAUGCAAUGGCGUAAGGAGCUGAAGGAGAAAGAGAGUGUUAGCGAAGGCACAGGUUAAAAUGGGAAAUUUUGAUGUUCGCGGAUACCUACAUACAUACCGAGGUAUAAAAUCAGGAUAGACUAGGGGUAGGGUACAUACAUACAUAGAUAUACUUCUCUAAUCGAGGCCGGCAAGCCUAUCAUGCAGCUCCCCGUCGUACCACCAUCAGGCCACUCGCGUGUCGUCGACCAAUCUCUUCUGGCUAUAAAGCCUCGCUAGGCGGUCGCCUACGUGCAUGGUGCAUAUAUCAAGUAUUUGAGGGCAACAUGUAGGGGAAACAGGAAAACAGGGAAACAACAUAAAAGCAGGGGAACGCGGUCCGUUUUCUACGGUUCGUGGGCCUCACUGCUGCAUCGAGUGCGGCCGGCGGCGCCACCUGCGUAGGCAACCAUAUUUC
Messenger RNA from Annulohypoxylon maeteangense, 2572 nucleotides. Its product is annotated as MFS general substrate transporter. Lineage: Eukaryota; Fungi; Ascomycota; Sordariomycetes; Xylariales; Hypoxylaceae. Gene Ontology annotation, biological process: transmembrane transport. The transcript has a single exon. The record is from RefSeq and is a predicted model, not a curated record. Gene Ontology annotation, molecular function: transmembrane transporter activity. Bases 556 to 2193 code for a protein of 545 amino acids. Gene Ontology annotation, cellular component: membrane.